AUGAACGCAGAAUUCGUCAGCCAAAGCGACUCGCUGCAUAUUGGCGAUGAUUCAGGUGAAGAUGGAAUUAUUGAGAAUGGUCUAUUUUAUUCGAUAUUCAGGAAUUCAAAUAUACUGUCUGGGGACUCCGGGAACUCUAGCUUUGCAUACAAAGCCGCCUUCUUAUCUCUUAUAGUGGCAAUUUUCUCAGUCACGCAUAUAUUCUGGUGCCUGCGAGAGCUUUCUUCCCCUCAAACUGGAGCAGGCGGCUCAUAUAAACGAAUGUUGGCUCUGGCAGAAGUCGGUUCACUCAAAAAGUGCAUCGACGGCGACAGUACGCGGGUCGCCGGCGCGCCACCCAUAUCGCCGCUACAUACAGGAUCAACUCGAAGCGAAGAAUCCAGUGGCCGUAAUACAUUUGCAGUUGAUGGAACUAACAUUAAUGAGGGCUACAGGCAAGAUCACCAGCCGUUGCAUACGGUGCAAGCAUGGUGGCAGCGUUCUCGCCGCCCGGAGAAGCCCACUCUUUUUCUUGUUAUUGAUGCACUAGAGAAUGUUCCGGAUGAUACGGAGUACAUGCGUCUCCAGCAGUCCCUAAUUUUGCCCUCAUCCGGGACAAAAAACCUGACGGUGGAAGAGAAGAAUCUCAUAAAGGAAGCAAAUGACAAGCUGGCGUAUAUGCUGAAAGAAAGAUCUCGCCUUGCCAAUUCCUUGCGCAGAAAAUUGGAAAAACGGGAGCGUUUGAUAGCCUAUGAGUUAGACUUGACCAACCGGAAGGUAAGGCCUGUCGGAGUGCUCGGCAGGUUGCGGAAACUUAUCAUACCGGCACUGCUUUAUGCAGUAAGAAGAAGAGUGGAGACACUUACCACCGAGAUUCGUAAGGUUGAGGAAAAUCUAAAGAUUUACCGGAGUGCAUUAAAAGGGAUGCUUUCCCGGAGGCAGCAGAUGGCUCUCUCUCUCCGCUUACUUGCCCGUAGUCGGCAAAAUACAGGAGCCAUGACAAUCAAAGAAGCCAAUGCGUUGAGCGCAGCCAAGCUGAUAAUGCAUGGCCAUAGAAGAAGGAAUUAUGUGCCUACUUUUAGCGAGGGACUGGAGAUUCUGAAGAUGGGUUCUGAGCUGUCCGAGGCAUUGCAUGAUGCAGAGCUACUUCUUUCAAAGCUCCUGAGGCGAGUGGCCUCUAACAGUGGAUCUGGAGAUUGCCCUAGUUGCAAAAUCUUGAAGACGCACAUGAUGAAGUGCACUGACCUUCAGCGAGAGGCGGAGUUGUAUGCUCUGCAGCUGAGGUCAGUUUUGAAGACGUUUCCUCCAGACAAGUGUAGGGAAGUUGCCAAGAAUGUGGAAGGAGGUUCUCUUCAGUUACGAAGGAAAAUGGAGAUGGCACUCCAGUUAAUUCACGACUAA
Eimeria maxima is the source of this 1380-nucleotide messenger RNA. RefSeq lists its product as hypothetical. The record is from RefSeq and is a predicted model, not a curated record. The transcript has a single exon. Bases 1 to 1380 code for a protein of 459 amino acids. NCBI's taxonomy places the organism in Eukaryota, Apicomplexa, Conoidasida, Eucoccidiorida, Eimeriidae.